Molecule: messenger RNA, 1077 nt
Organism: Penicillium chermesinum
Lineage: Eukaryota; Fungi; Ascomycota; Eurotiomycetes; Eurotiales; Aspergillaceae
Product: NAD(P)H-dependent flavin oxidoreductase
Exons: 3
Coding region: 1-1077 (358 amino acids)
Molecular function (GO): nitronate monooxygenase activity
Source: RefSeq, a predicted model, not a curated record
AUGGCAUCCCCUCAGAAAAUCUCGACCACGGCAACCGAAAUUCUGGGUAUCAAGCACCCAGUUCUGCUUGCCGGUAUGAAUAUGGUCGCCAGUCCUCGUUUGGCUGCCGCUGUCACCAAUGCCGGAGGUUUGGGGGUCAUUGGAGGCGGUAGCUACACGCCUGAACAGUUGCGUGACAGCAUUCGCGAGCUGAAAACUUUUCUACAUGACAAGAAUGCCCCGUUCGGCGUGGACUUGUUGAUCCCGAAAGUCGGAGGCGGUGCUAGAAAGACAAACUACGACUACCUUAAAGGGCAGCUUGACAACCUAGUAGGAAUCAUGAUUGAAGAAAAGGUGAAGAUCUUUGUUUGUGCUGUGGGUACUCCUCCCAAACAUGUGGUUGAUCGCCUACAUGCCAACGGGAUCCUAUACAUGAACAUGUGCGGCCAUCCUAAGCAUGCAAAACGCGCCGCCGAGUUAGGGGCUGAUCUUGUGUGCGCGCAAGGUGGAGAGGGCGGUGGCCAUACAGGCGACGUUCCUACGGUUGUCCUUAUUCCGGCCGUCUAUGAGGCCAUCCAAGGCCAUAUAAGCCCGUUGACUGGCAAACAGGUGCAGCUCAUUGCCGGCGGUGGAAUCUAUAACGGCCGGUCCCUGGCUGCAGCUUUGAUGCUCGGGGCCAGUGCUGUCUGGGUGGGCACUCGGUUUAUCUUAUCUGAAGAGUCUGGCGCCAGUCCCCAUCUUAAGGAAGCGGUACGGACAGCCGGCCAUGGUGAGAUCAUUCGGUCGACCAUUUUCAGCGGUCGUCCGAUUAACUCGCGUGCAACCCCAUAUCUCCGCCGAUGGGAAGAAGAGAGGCGGAAUGAGAUGCUCGACUUGCAGUCCAGGGGAAUUGUUCCCGUUCAGCAUGACCUGGAAACAAAGCCCGAUGAUGAUGAAGUGCUGGAAUACUCUAUGCCUCUUCUCAUGGGGAAAGUGGCUGCAGUGGUCGAGACCACACUGCCAGCUAAGAAGAUCAUCGAUGACAUGGUAGACCAGGCCGCCAUGUUGGUUGGGAAUGGUUCCAAACUGCUCGUGAAGCCCUCUGUAGCUAAGCUCUAG